Messenger RNA from Plasmopara halstedii, 4869 nucleotides. RefSeq names its product Beta-TrCP (transducin repeats containing)/Slimb proteins. The coding region runs from base 1 to 4869 and encodes 1622 amino acids. NCBI's taxonomy places the organism in Eukaryota, Oomycota, Peronosporomycetes, Peronosporales, Peronosporaceae. The transcript is spliced from 3 exons. Gene Ontology annotation, molecular function: protein binding. The record is from RefSeq and is a predicted model, not a curated record.
AUGCGCGCAUCCGCGGAGAGAGAAAGUCUGUCCGUGACUGAUGAUGGUACGAAGGGCCAUGCGCGCAAGCUACAGCAACGCGCUGCCAAUCGUCGUCUUAUUGGCUCAAACCUUCUAUGCACUUCCAUGCAAGCGCUAAGUCUCCCACGACUAUUAAGUGCAAAGCACGAGGCUCACGAGAUCCAAAUGGAUCUGAUUGAUGCACAGUCAUAUCACAGUCGAACAGUAAACUAUUGCGGUCGGCAGUUUGCUAUGGAGGACAGCGUUGGGCAGUUGCGCAGAGGCAUUCGAAAUUCUCAGUUACAAAUUCGACAGAAAACAGAAGAGCUUGAAGAACUAGAACGACGAGUGUCGAGAUUAUCUAGGAUGCUGUGCGAGUCAUCAAAUGAAAAGAAGUUUUCUAAUACACAGCUCGAGAUUUGUGAUAACAUCAGGAUGCAACAACUGGAUGUGAAACCGUGUCGGCGUUGUGGGCGCCACUAUCUUUCAAGUAUUCUGAAAGAGCACGAGAGAAAUUGCGUCGAGAUAUCGCUGUUCGAGGCACAGACAAUGACUGGAGCAAGCCUUACUGCAGGCAGCGUAGAGUUACAAAAUGGAAAGUCUCGUGUAUUUCCAAUGAUUGAGGCAGCUUCUCCCCAACUACCCACCCUUACGAAAUUUGUACCUCAAGCACCGCGUAAUGUCCGCAUUAGUCGAACGGAAAUCAUGCACAAUGCAGUGACAAUCAGAUGGGACUUACCAAUAUUCACCGGUUUACAUACAAUUUUUGAUUACGAAUUGAGCUACUCAAUUGUUCACACCAAGACGAUUCAGAAUGUGGCACAAAAAUGUAUAGACCCCCAGCCGCCUUUGCGACUAUCGCAAUGGUGUUUAACAAGUCCUCUUCCUAUAAAACGUUUUUUUCUGACGUGUUUGUCUGCGAAUCAGGAGUACGGCGAGUUUGCUCUCCGUUCAAUCACUGUCGCUGGCAUGAGCGAGUCAAGCAAUAAAGUAGAUAUCAUUCGAACCAUGCCAGCUGUUUCUCCAACAAUUCCAUUAUUCUUUUGCGUCGAAAGGGUUACGACAACAAGUAUUACCCUCAAUUGGAUGGAGCCUUUUGAUGACGGCGGAGAACCGAUUCAGAAUUACGAAGUUGUCUACCUUGAAGCUGUUCUGAAAAAAAAAGAGGGUGAAUGCUCAAAUAUUGGCCAUGCGUCAAAAACUGAUUACAUUAUACGUAGUAUAAGGACGAACUCGACACGACCAACUCUAACAUUGACAAAUUUAUUGAGUGGAGUCAAUCAUCUUAAUUUUCAGGUUCGAGCAAUCAAUACCAGUGGUCUACAAAGCAACCUCUGUGAUCCCAUUAAAUCCAUCUUCACAAAAGCUUUGGACAGUGAUGUUGAUCUUUUUGACGAGCUGAAGGCUGCAAUUUUUACUCAUUCGCACACCAUAGACUCGCAUAUUUUAAGCGGCUUCACGCAGCGAUACGAAAAAUUUUACUAUGUCAAGCAGUUGUCUAAAUUAAUCCUCUCCAUGCACCCAGAAAUGAAGUCAGAGGUUCACGGAAUAUUAAGCCAAUUUCCCUCUCACAUGUGCACUACAGACAUGAACGAAUCGGCUUCAAAAUUCCAACCCACUAUGCAAGCUAGUGGUGAAAAAUAUUCCGGUGAUCGUUCCGAUUGCCAAAAUGUGUCUGAACGUCGACGGCAAUUUGACUUUCGAAUAUCAGCGCUUAGGAGUGAUAUAAAUAAAGCUGAGUACAAUAUUCAAUGGUGCAAGGAUCGACAAAUUGAGUUAGUAGGACUCAUUCGGGCUGCAGAAACGAGUAUUUACGAUAAGCAAGUUGAGCUGGAACGUGCACGAAUGUUUAAGGGGCCGCAAAUGGACUCAGAUGUAUUCGAAACCGGACUUCAACGGUUUUUCACGAAAGAUCUGAUCGCAGCUUUGGAGGACGAAAUUGAGAUCGACCAAUUAUACAUUUUGGAUACAAAAACUGAGAUAGUACAAGUGGGAAAUUAUUUACGUUCUGACAUCUACCGUCGCGAAACACUGCUUCGAAAGUUGGUUGACAGACAAGAAGCUCUUCAAAAAUUCGAGAUUUGCCCCGAAACUACGAUGAAGGCAGACAAAACAACAGCGAUAAUGGCGAAAAUCCGAAGUAGCACGCUUUCUCGAGCAUUUGCAUCUAUUGUUGCUAACCGGUUCGAGGCGAUUGAUAAGAGGAAAAAGGUUUGCGUUGCUUUUCACGAUCUCAUCAGGUAUCGACUUCAUUGUGCUGUCCAGCGAUGGAAAGAAGUCACGAAAUUACUGGCUUGCACAAAUGCUGAUGCCGACCAUGUCUACGGGAUUGGGGGGAUUGGUCUACGAAAUGCAGCACUGGGCCGCAAUGAUAUUGUGUUUAACGCUCACAAAUUGCUUUUUCAACUCCGGUUUGCCGAAGGCUCUCUACAGGAUUUACGGUGGACGACUGAGCAAAAAAUAGCAUCAGGAACUGAGAAGUUUUCUUUACCUGAUCAAGACCAGUCGCAAGAUAUGAAGCAGGAGUAUCAUGGCAUUUUGACGGAGGGUGAUGCAAGCAUGAUUAUACAAAAUUAUGAAAGAGCUUUCUUUCUAUACAGGUCUACACUAAAUAAUGAUUGUUGGAUGCAGAAAAUGAGUAGAGCGCAGCAAAUUGAAGUUCAAAUUAAACUUGGAGAAGCCGCGUUUUGCCUCAACAAGCACGACCGAGCACUGACAAUAUUCAAUUGUGCAGCGAUCAUGGCAAAUAGGGAAGGGCUUUUGUACAAAGAAGGAUUAACACUGCUCCGUGUAGCCGACACACAGUAUGUGCUACAUUUGCUUGAUAUGAGCAUUGAGAGCUAUGAGCGUGCUUUGCCGUUGUUUAAGACUUUGGGGGACCCCCAAGGACAGUUAUCAUGUUAUCGUGGUUUGCAACAUAUAUACGAACAGCUGGGAAAUUCGGAACUGAUUAAUCUCAACAAAUGCCAUGCAGACGAAAUUGAAUCUGUGCUUUCGAAUAAACUUUCAUCUGCCGGUCAAAAGAUCGAAGAGUUAACUCAAAGAUUAAUUGGGCCAGGUGCUGAAGGCUCUUGCCUGGUUACUCUUGAGCGAGUUUCUGCCACGGUACCCCAAUUAAGAAGACAACGAACUCAGCGCAAGUUGGAUGUCUUCAAAGAAAAGACAUUUGUGUCAAAUCUAGUAGAGUUAUUGUCGAACAAAAAAUUACUGUUGGUAAAAGGCGAAGAAGAGCUUACGCAAGCACUGGAAAGUGACUCCUCUUGGGUUGACUCAACGAUUCUCAUUGGCUCGGUCGCUCGAUAUGAGCUCGACGACUUUAGAAAAAAGCUAGCGAAAUUAUCAGGCUGUAUUCAAGCUGGCCAAGAGCGAAUAGACAAAGAAGUAAAUAAUGCUAAAAUUCGCAUUCGUAACGCUGAAGAGGAAAUUGAAGAGCUGGAAGUGGAGUUAGCAGUGGAGACGGGUGCGCUCAUGCGCAAAUGUUUGCCGGAUGAGAAGAUACGGUGUUUUAGCUUCAAUGCAACAAAUGAAGGAUUGGGAAACGUUAUAGGCACUGCAAGCCACGGAAUAUCAACAUGUUUUGCUUGUGCUGGAGCUAGUGGUCUUUUAUAUGACAUACUCUCUGGCGCCUGUUUGGAGCAGGCUGUUGGUGAUUUGCACGAAAAGCAUCUUGGCGAUCCAAUUGGCCAUCAAGCUCCAAUUCUUUGCGUGUAUUACAUCGGUAGUCGAGUUUAUACUGGCUCAGCAGAUGCUUCACUGGGUGUGUGGGAGAUCAAAAAUGAGACAAUUGGUUAUUCGUGUUUGUUGACUCGAAGGCUUACAAACUUUGAUGCAGCGGUCACUAGUGUAGUUGCGGAUGCACAGUGGAUCGCGUGUGGACUUUCCGACUGUAGUGUCUUUGUGUUAGAUGUUGAGUCCUUUGCAAUAAUCACUCACAUAAUCGCUGCUCAUGACCGCACUGUGACUGCACUGUCCAUACAAAGCGCUACCUCAGCACUGACAACUGGAGGUGCUGAUAAAAAGAUUAAAGUUUGGCAGCUCGACAUAUGUUCAUCAUCCACCACACGUCGUAAAGUCAGACCGCUUGCAUGUCUCGAGGCCGAACGUCGCAGUGAUGGAAGCUUGAACGGACAUAUUGUCCCUAUCACCUGUGUGCGACGUAUAGCGAACGAGAUUGUAAGUGGUGACACGUCAGGCUUCAUUGCGAUCUGGAAUUUGGACGCAGACAACAAAUUACUUCGAAUGUGUGAGAUAUAUCAAAAUUUGGCAGUCACUUGCCUUCAAUUUGAUGCUACGCGCAUUGUUUGCGGGGCAGGCAAUGGCUAUAUUUGUGUCGUUGACUUUGCAACCGGAUGCAUACUACAAACUAUGCGAGGCCAUCAAGACAGCGUGCUUGAUCUCCAGUUUGAUAGAACUCGCUUGAUAAGCAUGUCGGCUGACGCCAAGCUGAGACUGUGGUACUGGCAAACGCGAGAUAGCAUAAAAGCUGGCCGAAGGAAAUACCAUAUUCUAGGAGCUGGUGAAACGUUGCGCUCGUUGUCUUUGCUAUAUCGCACAAGCGUUCAGAGGCUUCUUCAUUGGAACUCCAUUUCAGAUUCAACCAAGAUAUACUUGGGUCAGAAACUUAUUGUAGAAGUAGAAGCCAAUACGAGUACAUCAGAACUCAAUAGUCUGGACCGUUCAUGCUCGGUACAGUAUGGCAAAGUAGCCUACGAAAACAUUGACUACAUAUCAAUCACUCAGAAAAAACGCACAGAUGUCAAGUCACAAUGGGCUGCACAGCGUCUGUCAGAGUACUUCCCACCUUUAGACGACGGAGAUAGUCAUGAUCUAAACUUAGAGGCAGCUCAAGCUACAACCACUAAAGAAUGA